AUCGAAGUGUCUUCAGGCUGCUCAGUUUGUCAGUUCAAUUAAAACAAUUGCUAGUUUAAUCUCGUUUGUAUUAAGAAAAACCAGAGUAGUCUAUUAUGGAUCGAUCAAAUAUAAGAUUCUGCGUUUUUCUGAUCUGUUUUAGUUUGACUUUACUCAACUAUGCAAAAUGUUCUAACGAGGACAUCUUUGACAAAGUGGUGGCCCUCGUGUCGCCAGGUGAAGUGCACCUGACUGAGAAAAGUCUUCACUCGAUUCUGACGGAGUUGGAGAAACGUGUGCAAUGCAGCGAUGUGUCGUGUGGAAAGUGCCUCUCUGUGGACCACGUGCCUCAGCUGGUCACCAACUACUCCACCACUCAGGAGGUGCACGCGGACGACUUCCUCCGGCUGGCCGCAGGGUGCUGCCUGUACCUCAGCGACCCCCUGCGGGCCUGCAGGGCGGCGACGGCGGGCCGCUGGGGCGAGGAGACCGAGGAGUUCAUCCACCAGCUCGCCCACGGGGAGGACACCGGUCACGGGGGACACGAGGAUCACGGGGGACAUGAGGGUGGCGCCGUGGAGAGGCUGCUCCACAGCAUGGAGGAGCACUACCGCCCAGAGAGCAAUCAGCCCUGUGUCACCAUGUCAGACAUCCUGGAAGAGAGCAAUGCGUCCAUGAGUCAUGACCACCACAGCAAUCACAGUGACCACGAUGGUGAUCACCGCAGCGGUGAGCACCACGAACACAGUGAGCUGGACACCCUAUGUGGGGUGGUGCUGUACCAUGCGCUCAGAGGGGACUGCAUGACCACACAGGAGCUGCCAGAGGAGGCGUUUUUCCUGGACUUCAUCUUUGGAAAGUUUGGAUCUGAUAAUGUCACUUUACAAGACCUGGAGAGUUUGAUGAAGUCUCUAAACCUGGGGGAAAGGCAGCUGUCGAAAGACCAUGACCACGGCCACGACCACCAUGAUGCCGAGCUCCAUGAUCAGGCCGGCCACCGUGCCGCACAGGGCCAGGCGAGCCCCAGGCACAGCCAUGAGGAGGGGCAGGAGCGCAACAGCAGCUGGGAGCAGAGCUGCUACAGUGCAGGGGAGCUGAUGAGGAUCCACCACCUGAACGGCUCAAAUCUGACUCGGGAUCAGUUUGUCCGACUCAGCCCGGCGCUGGUCCAGCAGCUUGUCAGUGGCGCCUGCAAUGCCACGGAGCCCACCGUCAUCCACCCUGGAGACGGCCUCAGCCGGACCGAGAAAUACGUGUACGCCACCGUGGCCAACCUGCUGAUCUGCCUGACGGCGCUGUUUGGGAUCGUGGUGCUGCUGUGUACCUCCUGCAGCAGCAUCUUCCAGCUCUGCAUCCAGUUCUGCAUCAGCCUCGCUGUGGGCUCGCUCACCGGCGACGCCCUGCUGCACCUCCUGCCCAUGUUUCUUGGCCUACAUGCCCAUGGCACGGGGGAGAACGGAGGAGGACAUGACUUGACGUACAUUUAUAAGAUGUUGGUGCUGCUGGCGGGGAUCUACUACUUCUACCUGAUGGAGGCCAUCUUCGCCAUCCUCUCCCGUAGAAACAAGCAUCACCAUCACCCGCACCACCACGGGGAGGACUCAGAGCCUCAUCACUGUGAUCAUGGAAGAGUGAUUCAGAUGUAUCAGCAGGAGAAGAAACACAGACACUCCACCUCUCAGGCAGACCUGGUGGAGGAGGAGGACAAUGAGAAAUCAUUCCCUCAGGAGCUGCCUCGCACCCAAGAACAGAAAAUGCUCCCCUACAUGAUCACCAUCGGUGACGGGAUACACAACUUUGCGGACGGCCUGGCCAUCGGUGCAGCCUUCUCCAUAUCCUGGAAGUCAGGCCUGGCCACGUCCCUGGCUGUCCUCUGUCACGAACUGCCCCAUGAGUUGGGUGACUUUGCCAUUCUUCUGCACUGCGGCUUGUCUGUGAAGAAGGCCCUGCUGCUCAACAUGGGCAGUGCCAUGACCUCCUUCAUUGGACUCUACAUCUCGCUGUCCAUCGCUACGGACGCAGCAACAAAAGAGUGGAUAGCGGCAGUAACGGCCGGCUUAUUCCUUUAUGUGGGCCUAGCAGACAUGCUUCCUUCAAUGGUGCACGUGAACAGCUCAAGGCCCUGGUUCAUGUUUGUUCUACAGAAUUUAGGCCUGUUGACCGGGUGGGGCAUCCUUUUGGUCCUCUCCCUUUAUGAGGACCAGAUUGGAGUCUUCUAGAGACUGGAUGUUUUUUUUCUUGUUUGUUUGUUUGUCUAUAUGCUAUUUGUAGUUGUUUUAAGAAUGUAUAUAUUUUCUCAACUGAAAUUAUACAUUUAAAUGGAGAUCUUUUGUUAUGUUAGAUACAUAGGGGAUUUUUGGUGCACUGGGUGCCUCAGUUCAGCGUUGGAGAAGUGCUGAAACUCAAACUGUCAGAAGAGUGGAAAGCCCAGAAUUAAGCAAUGGCUAUAGCGAGCCUUAAGUUAAAGAGUAGUUUUUUGGUUAUCUUGAGUAAAUGUGUGUCAAAAUGAAUGGAAGCAUUAUUAUUAUGUUUGACUUUGCACAACCAGUAUAUUGACCCAUGUAGCAGUUAACUAUGAACUUCAUGUAGCCCUGCUAGCCCGCUAGAUGGUUUCGGAUUGAAAAGCAUGGUAAAGCUUUCACUUAAACAUUAGCAGGUCUCACAAGAAGUCGACUGUAUAUUUCCAGGCACUACAGAGUUUGCGUAGAGGAACAGCAACAGAGUGAGAACAAAUGCACUCUAUUCAAGCUUGCAGAGUUACUCACACUCACACAGUUUCUCAGGGUUACUCAUACUCACACACCUUCUGAGUAGGUGUGUGUGGCUCAGUGAAACCAGCUUUGCAAACUUUCAGAUAUCCUAUUUUUCACAACACAUAACCAGAUCAAGCCAUCUGUGCAAUUAUUAUUUUCUUUUUGUAUUUAUUUAAUUUAGUGAUGAAAUAUAAUGAGUUUGUACAUGUAAAAA
Alosa alosa (allis shad) is the source of this 2946-nucleotide messenger RNA. It is a transcript of the gene slc39a4, whose product is annotated as solute carrier family 39 member 4. The record is from RefSeq and is a predicted model, not a curated record. The coding region runs from base 96 to 2198 and encodes 700 amino acids. Gene Ontology annotation, molecular function: zinc ion transmembrane transporter activity. Gene Ontology annotation, biological process: zinc ion import across plasma membrane; intracellular zinc ion homeostasis. The transcript has 12 exons. Gene Ontology annotation, cellular component: membrane. NCBI's taxonomy places the organism in Eukaryota, Metazoa, Chordata, Actinopteri, Clupeiformes, Clupeidae.